Miscanthus lutarioriparius is the source of this 1149-nucleotide messenger RNA. NCBI's taxonomy places the organism in Eukaryota, Viridiplantae, Streptophyta, Magnoliopsida, Poales, Poaceae. The record is from the annotation of a GenBank genome assembly.
AUGCUGGAUGAACUGGAGCAACUAUUGAAAGGUAUCGCUAUGAUGAAAGAGCUGACGCCUAGGACCAGCGACUACCUUGUUUCAUUUGGAGAAUGCAUGUCCACCAGGAUUUUUGCUGCUUAUUUGAACAAAAUUGGUGUCAAAGCACGGCAGUAUGACGCAUUUGAUAUUGGUUUCAUGACAACUGAUGAAUUUGGUAAUGCGGAUAUCUUAGAAGCAACCUAUCCUGCUGUUGCAAAGAGACUUCAUGGGGACUGGAUACUGGAUCCAGCGAUACCUGUUGUUACUGGAUUCCUUGGGAAGGGCUGGAAAUCAGGUGCUGUAACUACUUUAGGCCGAGGUGGUAGCGACUUGACUGCUACAACCAUUGGUAAAGCCUUGGGACUGAGAGAAAUUCAGGUAUGGAAAGAUGUUGAUGGUGUACUGACUUGUGAUCCAAAUAUCUACCCACAUGCAAAGACUGUUCCAUACUUAACAUUUGAAGAGGCUACAGAACUUGCUUAUUUUGGUGCCCAGGUUUUGCAUCCACAAUCGAUGAGACCUGCUAGAGAAGGUGAUAUUCCAGUUAGGGUUAAGAAUUCAUACAACCCUAAAGCUCCAGGCACCCUUAUUACCAAACAAAGAGACAUGGAUAAGGUUGUACUAACUAGCAUAGUGCUCAAGUCAAAUGUCACUAUGUUGGACAUCAUGAGCACUCGGAUGCUUGGUCAGUAUGGUUUUCUGGCAAGGGUAUUUGCUAUAUUUGAAGAUCUAGGUAUAUCUGUGGAUUGUGUUGCUACCAGUGAAGUUAGUGUUUCUGUGUCACUUGAUCCAUCAAAGAUUUGGAGUAGGGAACUGAUACAGCAGGAACUUGACAAUGUAGUUGAAGAACUUGAGAAAAUAGCAAUCGUUCAUCUACUUCAGCAGAGGGCAAUAAUUUCGCUUAUCGGAAAUGUGCGGCAAAUGUCUCUUAUACUAGAAAAGACCGGACACGUGCUGAGGAAAAGUGGGGUCAAUGUUCAGAUGAUCUCGCAAGGAGCGUCCAAGGUUAACAUGUCGCUGAUAGUCCAUGACAGCGAGGCAAAGGCACUCGUAGAAGCUCUCCAUCAGGCGUUCUUUCAAGACGAUGUCCUGGCGCAGGUCGAAGCGGAGAACCUACUCGUUGACUGA